AUGAGCAAACACCUCCAUCCUCCCGAGCCCAGAGAUGCGGCCCUCUACUACGUGUCAAAACCUGUCUUCUGGGCCAUAGCACUACUUCUGUCAGUUUGGUGGGCUAUUAGACCGUUGCCCUUGAAGCGGAAGCGACCUCGGUCUCUCGAAGCUCAAGACUCUAUCAGUUUUGACGGCAUCACAUCGAAUCCCACCAAGGGUCUAUGUCCUCCGGGAUAUGUCCGAGAGCACGCCAUUGCAGCUGUUCACGCGAUAAUACUUGCGCUGCACGCUAUCGAAGCAUACUGGCUCGGCACUACCCUAAUCCGGUCGCUUGGUGCGAUUCUUGUCUGGGGGCCAUCAUUGCGGCAUGCCCCGACCUCACUGGUUGGGUUCUACGCUGGUCUUGUCAUGUUAUUCUCGAUGAUCAGCCUGUCCAGCUUGAUCGUGGUUGUGCUCAGUUCUGUGUUUCAGACAAAAUCCUUAGUUGAAGAUAACACGAUUCCCUCUAAACUCCGCCUGCAAAACAUGGAAACACUUGAGCAGGGCAGUCCUACACUUCUCGAGUCUCCUGUGAUUGAGCCAUUCGUACCCAGAUCGAAACCGGAACCCAAAGGCCGGAUCGGAUGGCGAGCCUGGUCGACAUAUCCUACGGCAGCGCGUGGUACUUGCAUGGUGAACAUCGAGCGGAUCGACCCACCAGGUGGUCUAUCCAAGUCCGACUUCGCCCAGUACGACGAGAUCACCAGGAGGACCCGAUACGGGAUGGGUUCUCUCUGA
Molecule: messenger RNA, 759 nt
Organism: Thyridium curvatum
Lineage: Eukaryota; Fungi; Ascomycota; Sordariomycetes; Thyridiales; Thyridiaceae
Exons: 4
Coding region: 1-759 (252 amino acids)
Source: RefSeq, a predicted model, not a curated record